Molecule: messenger RNA, 3224 nt
Organism: Vidua macroura (Pin-tailed whydah)
Lineage: Eukaryota; Metazoa; Chordata; Aves; Passeriformes; Viduidae
Gene: GTF2H2
Product: general transcription factor IIH subunit 2
Exons: 15
Coding region: 374-1561 (395 amino acids)
Biological process (GO): DNA-templated transcription; nucleotide-excision repair; regulation of transcription by RNA polymerase II
Cellular component (GO): transcription factor TFIIH core complex; transcription factor TFIIH holo complex
Molecular function (GO): zinc ion binding
Source: RefSeq, a predicted model, not a curated record
UGCUGUGGAAAACACAACGGAACCUUCCUGGAACGGUCGCUCCGCGGCCCGGGCGGCGGCCGGGACGGUUUGGCGGAGCACCGAGGCGGAAGAGGGCGGGCGCCAACGUGUCGGGGACUGCAGGGCCUGGCUGCUGGCGGGGGUGCGCGCUCCGGGUCCUGCGGCUCUACUCAGCCUUCCUCGGUUGUCCUUAGUCUCUUUCGGCCCUUCUCACCCCCCUCAGUGUCCCUCGGCUCCUCUCAGACCCCUCUCACCCCCAUCUUCUUCCUGCAGUCCCCCUCGUCACCCCUGAACCCUCUCUUUUCCCCUGGGCUCCCCUGAUAUUCCCUCAGCGCCCCGCAUCUCCCCUGGUCUCCCCUCAGCCCCCGCGGAGAUGGAUGACGAACCCGAGCGGACCAAGCGCUGGGAAGGAGGCUACGAAAGAACAUGGGAGAUUCUUAAGGAAGACGAAUCCGGGUCGUUGAAGGCAACCAUCGAGGACAUUCUCUUCAAGGCAAAGAGGAAAAGACUCUGUGAACACCAUGGACAAGUUCGGCUUGGAAUGAUGCGUCACCUUUACGUGGUUAUUGAUGGAUCAAGAACAAUGGAGGACCAAGACUUAAAACCGAACAGACUUACUUGCACUCUGAAGUUACUGGAAUAUUUUGUUGAAGAGUACUUUGACCAGAAUCCUAUUAGUCAGAUUGGCUUAAUUGUAACUAAGAGUAAAAGAGCAGAAAAAAUGACAGAACUCUCAGGAAACUCAAAAAAGCAUGUAACUGCUCUGAAGAAAGCAGUGGAUAUGAACUGCAGUGGAGAGCCUUCUCUAUAUAAUUCCCUAAAUUUGGCCAUGCAGACUUUAAAGCACAUGCCAGGACAUACAAGCAGAGAGAUUUUGGUAGUCCUCAGCAGUCUGACGACAUGUGAUCCAGCCAACAUCUAUGAUCUAAUUAAGUGUUUAAAAGCAGUAAAGAUCAGAGUAUCUGUCAUCGGCCUAAGUGCUGAAGUUCGUGUUUGUACAGUACUUGCCCAAGAAACUGGUGGAACAUACCACGUUAUUUUGGAUGAAAGUCAUUAUAAGGAGCUGCUGAUGCACCAUGUUAGUCCUCCACCUGCUAGUUCAACUUCGGAGUGCUCCCUUAUUCGAAUGGGAUUUCCUCAGCAUACUAUUGCUUCUCUAUCUGAUCAAGAUGCAAAACCCUCCUUUAGCAUGGCGCAAUUGGAAAAUAACAGUGACCCAGGUCUUACACUGGGUGGAUAUUUUUGUCCUCAGUGCAGAGCCAAAUACUGUGAGCUUCCUGUGGAAUGCAAAAUCUGUGGUCUUACUUUAGUGUCUGCACCUCACCUGGCUCGGUCUUACCACCACUUGUUUCCUUUAGAUGCCUUUCAGGAAGUUCCACUGGAAGAAUACAAAGGGGAACGGUAUUGUCAAGGCUGCCAGGGAGAGAUGAAAGAUCAAAAUGUGUACAUAUGCAAAGUGUGUCAGAACGCAUUUUGUGUGGAAUGCGAUCUGUUUGUUCAUGAUUCUCUGCACUGCUGUCCUGGCUGUAUUCAUAAGCACCCUGCUCCUGUAUCUGUAUGAUCUCAUACCUUUUUAAAAAUUGCUGUAUCUUUGUCAUUCUUGCAUGAAUCUAAUUAGUUUAUUCAGCCAUCACUUUAACUGAUGCAUCUCUGAACAAGAAGAUGAUUACAGAGGGAUGAACAGUGAAGUAGGAGCAAAUGUUAAUGUUUUUAUUUUAUUACUUUUAAUAUAUACUUGAAUUAUCUGUAUCUAUUUUUUGUUCUUGUCUCAAGAACUAUGGCUUUUUCCAGCUGUUAUUAUAAUAACGUGUAUUUGUAAAUAUGAAAGUGAUAAAACUGCUUUUUAUGAUAAUGGGAUGAUUCAUCUUGGUUUCAUUACUUGUUCAAAAAAAAGCCCUGAAAAUACAUUUUAUAUAUCUGUUGUUACAAGCUUUUGCUUUUGUUGGAUUGUGGAUUGCUGUAGAUCAGUCUUGGUUUGAAAAGAUAGGUGUCUGGUAAGGAAGGCAGGAGCCUCUCUUGAAAUGGAAAAUGUAAACCCCUCCCUCUGAAUUAUUAUAAUUUUGAAAUUAAGGGGCUCUCAGGCAAAGAUAUGAGAGUAGGAAUAACAGUUCUUUAUUAGGAAAAAUAAAAAUUAAAAAAGCAGUGAUACAAAAGUCUCUGACAGAGUCAGAAUACAGCCUGACACCUUGCUGGUCGGCAAUUGCUGGUAGCAGUCCAAUUGAAUGGUGGCUGCAGUCCUCCUGGAGUGUCAGGUGUAGUUCUGUUGAAGCAGUGAUCCUGUAGAAGGGUGUAGUUUUCCUCUGAAGGUCCAGUGGUUGUGUAGGGUCUGGUCUUUCUCUGGGAAUCCAGUGGGAAAAGGCUGCCUGUGGUGUUCUAGGUUUCAGACUAUAUCCAGGUAGCAAUGCUUGGCUCCUCCCCCUGGGCGAAGCAUCUCACAAUGGGGUGAUGUCAUUUUAUCAGUCAUGCAGUGACACUCAAGGGCCAUUAACAGUAGAUGUCUUCCCAGAGGGAGGGUUGGUUGUGGGAGAGAUAAAGAAAACUGCCCAAUUAACAGACGAUAACUGCCCCACCUCUAAAAGAUGGCAAUAGAAUACACCCCCCCAGCCACAUCUUGCAUUUGCAACCUAAGACAAGAUCAAAAUACUCUUUUGCCAGAAUUUAACAAAGAUGUUUUUGAGCAAUUAAUUGGUGGACAUUUCAUGUAUUAUUUUCAAGUAUUAUGAGUAUUCACCUUGGCGUUUGGUAAGGCAGCUCAAAUACAGCUGUUAUAAAUGUGCUGAAAACAAAUUUUAGGUUUUAAUGGUGCAACUCAAAGCUAACUAUAAAUUUUUUAUACUCCUGUGUCUGGGUUAAGUUUCAAUUUUUUUGUAGGAGGGUAAGAUUGCUGAAAGGCAGUGAACUUGCAAAAGGGCAAUACCUGAGUUAAUACAAGCUAUUGUUUGGUGGACUCAGUAUUGAAGACAAAAAGAGAUGAUGUUUGGUUCUGAAGCUAUGCUGAAUUGACAGAACUGCAUGUCAUCUUCUGUCCUUGGCUAAACCCCUAGAGCAACAGACAAGUGAGUGCAGGAGGGGAGGUGUCCAUCUUUCUCCGAACUUUACCUGAAGAACAGGAAUUGGCACAAAUGCAAGACUGCCAUUUUGCAGUGUCUGUUCAAAGUAUGUUUGCAGCUUGAACCUAUGAGAAUUGUAAUGUGCUACACCUCAAUAAAAGGAAGUUACAGAUA